AUGGAAUCGGCAAAAUGUAAUAAAUUGGUUUACUACGAUGUUGUAAGCAGUGAUGAGCAUGAAAGAGUAUAUACGAGGAUAUUUUUUGAUGAAAUACAGGCGUUGGUUGCAGAUGAAUCAUUAUUGUUCCAAAAUACACAUAUAUCUGUCACACCUAAUUCAGGAAAGCUUUGGCCAAACAAAGCAACAGAACUUACUAUAACAUUUGCCCCAAAAGAAAUAGGAGAGUUUGAGGCGACGGUCUACUUAGACGUGGACGGUGUAAGUGAUCGACUUCCUUUGAAAAUAGUGGGCACGUCAUUACCGCCUCUCAUAACUUUGAACUUGGAAACACUAGAUAUGGAUCGUGUAUAUAUAAAUAAAACUUAUCAAUAUGAAAUAGUAGCAAUGAAUAAAGGGCAUAUUAAUGGCGUAAUAGUAUACAAACACGUACCUCCCUUAUUUGGGAGUAUCAUUAGUUGCAGUCCAGAAAUACACUGUCUCAGACCAGGAGAUAGAGAUUCCUUUAUUAUAUCUUUCUGCAAUUCCAAUCAGGGGCCGUUCUUUGAAGAAAUACAUUUCGCAAUACGAGAGACAAAUGUUCUUAUAAAACUGUAUCUGAAAGGUGUUGUGGUAUAUCCAUCACUGAUGUUUAGUAUACCAUGUCUAGAUUUCGGUAUGGUUAGCGUUGGCGUCCCAAAGACUUUAGAACUAGAUGUUAUAAAUGAAUCCUUAGUGCAAGUCGAUGCGAGUGUGAAGAUAUCAUCCGACGGCCCAGAAAUGCGCAGUAUUACUUUAACAGACUACGCUGUGGCUGAUAACCCGAAGCCGUCGGUGCCUCAGUGGCCGAGAGAGUUCAAUAUCGAACCUUAUAAAAUUAAUAUUGGACCAGAUUCGAAGAUAUCUUUACAGGUAACAUUAACAGCAAACUUGAUUAGAGCCAAUCAGACGUCUUUAGAAUUGGAGUUGGAUAAAUCAGACAGUCCGCCAAUAUUAUUGCCAGUGACAUUCAAUGCAAUGGUGCCUUGUAUUAGUCCAGCACCAGAUAUCAAAUUAAGAGCUUGCUUUUUGGACUUUGCGUACAAGCAAGAAAUCAAUAUCGAGUGUAAAGAUUUUUGGGGAUAUUUUACUUUGGAAGAACCCAAGACUGAGUCGACUUUGGAAGUAGAUGUAGCAUUGAAAGAAGGACUAAUUGAACCGAAUAGCACUAUCACGUUACCUGUGACAAUAAAGACAAGUGUUUUGGGAGUCCAGGAACAUCAUAUACGAUUAUAUUUAUUCGGUUUAUCCGCACCGGUGGACGUGUGUCAAAUAACAGGGUGCGGCGUGCGACCUAUCGUCACCUGCAACCCUACGGCGCUGCACUGGGGACAGGUUAAACUGUUAACACGGACACAGAAAAUACUAACUCUCUGCAAUGAUUCCCCAGUGGUCGUCAAUUUUAGGGUUUCCCUGCUAAACCGCGACGGAAGGUGGCAAAUUUCUCCCAUAGAAGGUCACAUAGAACCGGAAACAGAAAUCGAAUUACUCGUUACGUUAUUUUUGAUUGAUGCAGAUAGUUACACCAAUAAAGCAGUAAUACAAUUAGAAAAAGUUAAGGAUAUUUUGGUGCCACUGUCAGCUACAGGUAUAGGUACAAGCAUAUUAGUUGGUGAGCUGAAGGAUAAAGUGUUGCUUGGUCGGCAUUUUACCAAAAUACCUCUAAACUGCAAGGUUAUUAUGGAAAAUUGUGGUACUCGCAUGCACGCUUUAGAGUGGAGCGAGCAUUAUAAAGCACCGAAAACUAAACAACACACUACUGGAUUUUUUAAUAUGGAACCCAGAAUAUUUAAAAUGGCUGCGGGAGAGAAAUUGGAACUCACUAUAACUGGCUUGUCGUAUAAAGUGGCUACUAUUAAAGAAAUGUGGUACUUAGUGGGAAGUGUCGAAGGCAUUAAUAAAAAAGAGCUGCUGUUGGAAUGUCAAAUUGUAGCUGAAUUUGUUGAUCCAAAAAUUGAAGUGUCGUCUUCUAUAAUAGAAUUUCAAUAUGAUUUUGGACCUUAUAGCGAGUUUUACAAAUUAACUGAUCUUGUGACUAUUAAAAACGUCUCCAAAUUACCAUUAGACUUCGAAAUAAGCGUAAAACCUCCUUUUGCCAUAAUCCAAAAACGAAGCAGUUACAAAGUACCAUCCCAUGAAGAAAAUCUUUGUGGCUGCGUAUGUUAUAACGAAUCAGAUUUGAAUAUUCCAAAUAUAUUAAAUGAAAUUGGAAAACAAUCUAGAAUUUUCAUUGAUUAUUUAACUUCAAAACCAGUAGACCCUUUACGAAAAGGCCCUUUACAUUUUUUCCAAGAUAUAAAUAAAAUCAAAUGGGCAUUUAACCUUACUCACUUAGUAGAAGAAAGGUUAGAAGAUCAAGAAGUAAUGAAGAUACAAAUUUUGUUUGAUACUAGUAAACAUUUAACACUAAAAUCUCGAGUUUAUUGUGAUUUGAUGAGAAUUAAAUUUAAAGGGCACAAAAACAAAGACGCAAUAAAACUAAUAGGUCAAGUGAAUUUUCCAAAUUUACUUGUUUUGACCCCAAAAGUUGAUUUCCAAUGUAUUCCUAACGGCAGUAUUGAGAGCAAAACCAUUAAAAUCCAGAACGUCACUCCAUUGCAAGUCUGUUAUAGAUUUAACUGGAAGAAGUGUUUUAUAAUCACAAAAACCGCGGACAUUUUGAAAUCAUCAAGUAAGGUCAGUCUUUAUGGUAAAUCCACCACGGACACAAGCAGCAAAUUUGCGGAUGAUGAACAGCUCCAUGAAAUUUUAGCUUGUCGAACACCAGUGGGCUCUGUGAUCGGUUUAUCUGUUAAUCACACUAAUAAGAACCCUGUUUUACCAAUCAAUCAAGAACCGUUAGAUCUUCACUCGAUGACUAAAAUCGACAUUGAAAAUAUUGAUUUGGCAGAACAUAAAUUUAUGAAGAAAAUAUCACCAAUGUUAGAUGAUGAAUACGAUUCAGAAUUUGAAUGGAUACAUAAAUUUUCAAAGCUUUAUACAAAUACUGUUAUUUCAAUAAACGAUGUUAUCCAACUUAUACCUCAUUCGGGAUUAUUAAAACCAAAUGAAAUACAAUAUGUUAAUGUGAUUUUUAAACCAAAACCGAAUAUUAAUGUUCGUGCUUUACUAGAAUGCGAAGUUUUAGGAGGUCCGCCUGAAUCUAUCAUAGUGACUGGUCAAAGUGCUGAUUUAUUAUAUAAAAUAAAUACCCACAGAGUUAAUUUUAAAAUACGGUCGUUUCAUGAAAAUGCUACGCAACAACUACGUAUUUCAAACGUUUCACAAUUACCUUUCGAAAUUAAAACUUACUUAAAUGAAAUUAAAUAUAAAAACGACCUCUAUGGAAACAUUCUUGACUUAAUACCUUCAGAAAAAGUUUUGGGGCCAGAAGAAGAAAUAGAAAUGAAGAUUGAAAUAAGACCUGGAGCCAUGGGAUAUUUUCAUCGAACUUUCAUUUUAGAAAUUGGACAUUUACCCUUUUUACCCAUUGAAGUUUUCGGCUGGGGUGUUAUACCUCAAAUUUAUUUAUCAUUGCCAAGACCAGCAAUAUUUGAGCUUGAUCCAUCGUUGGGCUACCAAGCAAUACCUACGCUAACUUUAGAAUAUUUGGAAGCAGUUAAGGAAAUGUUUGCUAGCGACACCUCGGAACAUUUAAAUACGCCGUUAAUAGAAAAAUGUUUUGAAGAUUCGUGUUUUCAACAAGAUUGGCAUAUAUGUUCUGCUUGGGAUGCGUACCCCUCAGUCAUGGACAUUGAGCUGGCUAUAGAAAGAAUGCUUGCAAUAACAUACAUCUCAGUACAUCCAGUAAUAUUAACGUCUUAUAUUUCUUCCUCUAAAAUGGGUCCGAUACCUGGUUUCAUAACGAUUCCCUACGUCAUCGACUAUGGAGUCGUCAUUACUGGAAGUACGAUACAAUGUAGUGUGGACAUAAUUAAUUAUGGUCCAAUAAUUUCAAAGUUGCGUAUCGCAAAAGGGACUCACAUUCCAUCUUGGCUUGGAAUUAAAUUGUGUGGUAAAUUAAAUCCCGGAGAGAGCGGUAAACUCGAAGUAACAUUCUCACCGACUUCGGUAGAUUUCAUUGAAUUAGAACAAGAUGUAGAAACUUUUUUUAAUAUAGAGGUUCCGUAUGGCGUGACGAUUCCUGUCCAAAUAAAAGCUUUAUGUGCAGUGCCAUAUUUAAUGUCUAAUGUGAAAGAAAUUAAUUUUGGCUCUGUUAGAUGUGGUGAUAAAAUUGUUUCAUCAAUACCGUUGAAAAAUGUAGGAAAACCAAGUUGUAUUUGGUUCGUAACGCUGCGGCUAAAAUCCCCUGGAUCUAACGCAAUGAUGGUACUCGAUAGUUCCGGAAAAUAUGAACCUGAUGAAGGAGGAUGGCUAAGUUUAGCUUUUAAGCCUACCAUAGAUAUGCUGUACGAAGGUCUUCUUAUAUUCAAAUUCCAUAUGAAUCCCAAUAGAAUGACAAUUCCUGUUAUUGGACAAGGCAUUAUACCUCAAGUUCAUAUUAUUGGUCCAAAAGUAAGCUUUCCACCGACUCUACCUUGGGCUGAGACGUCAGAAAUUUAUUUUGGAUUAACAAACCCUUGUCCGUUUCCGAUUGAACUUAUUAUAGCUCAUAGCGAUAAGUGCAAAGAAGAAGAAUUGCAAGCAGCUAAACCUUCAACAGCGCGCGCAUCGUCUACCACCAGAAAAACAAAAAGUCCAAAAACUGCAGCCAAAUCAGCCGCCGCAAAAGAAGCAGUUUCUCCAAAAGUAUACAGAAGUGAAGCUGAAAUUAUAACAGAUGUAAUGAAUGAAAUGAGAGCAGCUAAAAUAGAUCCGUUACAAGAAUGCCUAAAGGUAUUAGACGACAUUUCAACGGAUAGUGAUAAAAAUAAACAUUCAAAUGGAAUACUAAUUUUUAUGCACGGAUCACCUCAGAUCAGAUCGGAAGAAGUACAAUGUCAAGAAAUGGCUUAUACAGUUGGAAAUGCUUUGUCGAUACCAACCAUCAAUAUAGAUUUAUGUAUAGUAGAAGCUCUAUGUGUUUGUGAUUGUCCGGCUAAAACCGUACUAAUUCAAGCUAUUAAUGAAAUGUACGAGCUUUCACGUAAAAAUGUUAAACCAGAUUCUGAUGAAAACGAAGCUCAAGAUGAAGCUAUAUCUGGUGAAACAGAUGAUAGUUUUGACGCGAUAUUUAAAAAGUUUGAAUUCUUAGCGAAUAAUAAAAAUCUUGGUACGCCUCGUUCUAAAGUAAGUGAUAAAAAGAAGAAAAGAUCCCCUAAUUCUUCGAUUGUGUCACAUUCAGUACUUGGUGCGAUGGGAUCUACGAGUAUGUUCCAAAUGGACUUAAUGCAAGAACUAUUGACAGAAUUUUUCAAGCUGCCAAAAUUUGAUAGAGGCUUCGUAGUGGAUACGUUGACAAGUAUAGUUUUAAAAAAUCCAUCAGUCGCUCUUACAACCCUUAUUAAGUGUAAACAUACGAUUUGGAAUAUACAUUUAGUCCUAUGCCAAUCAGAUUUUAAUAAAUGGGCCCAAAAUUAUGAGGAAAAACAGCGGGAGAAUGAAUACGUUGAUGAAAAUGUGUCCAAAGUUUAUGAUGAGACAGAAAUAACAAAAAUAAUUGAGUCUUUUGAUGAUAUGGAAGCGGAAGAGUACGAAAAUGCAAGUCCUGAAUUAAAAUCUAUAUACAUUAAUUACGGUUUAGAAGAGAGACGAAUUAAACAUUUAGAACAUUUUGGUUUACCUAUAGGGGCUAUAUCUAAGGAAAAGAGUACUCGAGAUCACAGUAAAUCUUUCAUAGCAACAGAUAAAUCAGACUCUAAAAAGAAAAUGAGAAAGGAUGAUAUUAAAGCAAAACCUACAAACGAAUAUAUUAUAAUGAAUACAAAAUAUAAUGAUUAUAUGAAAAACACUUAUGAGAAUCUUAUAAAUAUUGCGAAUAACUGGAUAUUGGAAUUGGGUGAUGUAGGAACCCCUUUGUUUGGCUUUAAUGGCCAUGUCCUAAGCUCGACUCAAAAGAAGACUAAGAGGAAAUCAGAAAUGCAAAUCCAGGUUUCAGAUGUUAGUUUUUCAGAAAGAGGUUUUCCUUUGACAUUCAUUACGUGUCCAUGUAUCCGAUAUAAGCAAGCGCUAGUUAAUAUGUUUCUGAAGUCAAAUUUAGUUCGAGAAGCUUUAAAAGACGAGGAAAAGUGCGACGUACUGAAAUUUCCCAUAAGCAAAAAAACAUACACCGUAUUACUUCCGAAAUCUUUCCCAACAAUUAAUCAUGAAAAGCCACUGCAAUGGCGGUAUUUGGAAGAAUCACCGAUCAAAAAAUGUGCAUGUAACCAACUUACUGAUUUAAAUUUGUUAGAUGAUACAACUCAAGAUAAUGUUUUGUACAUACUAUCAAAGUGGCAUUGCGAAUGUGGGAAAAAGGUGACAUCAUCCCAAACAUCAACCAGUGAAAUACCUUCCACUUCAAUAGAAAAAGUGCAAACAGAAGAAAGUGAAUCAGACAUCUAUCCAUUGCCAUUAAACAGUUUGAAAUCAAAGUCAGAUAUAGAUGCGCGAAUAGUGUUAGAGCCAGGUGAUCUACUAAGGUGUAAAUAUACCUUUAGUCCGCACGAAGAAGGAAAUUUCAAUGUAAGGAGAUUUGUAGAAGUAAGCGGUUGGCCAGAUUCACGAGUUGACAUCGUCGUAUCUGGAAUAUGUGAUUUGCCGAGGUUAGAUAGUCGGCCGAAGAAAAUGUUUGAAAACUUUGUCAGAAGAACCGUAGAAGAUAAAGUAUACAAAGGCACUUACUUAGACGACAAAAAGCUUUUUGAAUUUGGCCCUAUCUUUAUUGGAAGCAACAGAAUAUACGAAGAGAAAUACACAAUCGAUUUAAGAAAUUCGUCUCUAAUUACCACAGAUAUAGAUAUUGAAUUUCUCGAAGAUACUACGAUAUUUCAACUUGACAAAACUUUUAUUAGAUUAGAGCCUGGAUCUCGAGGAAAGCUAGAAGUAUCAGCAGCACCCACAGAAGUCGGAGUCCACACUAGCGUCUUGUUGUUCUGUAUAAAAGAUAACCCUGAAAUAGUUUGCCUUACCAUCACCUGUAGCGGGGUCGUUCCUGCUGUUGAAAUUCUUCCACUUACCAAAAUGAUUGAGUAUGGUAAACACUUGCUGUAUCGUCGCGAAGACGAUAGAUUUAUUGUUAAAAAUGAUUCUAUUCUCUCAAUUAAAUGGAAAAUUCGUAAUCCAGAUGAUUUUGUAGAGGAUUUUAUUAUAGCUCAAACAAGUGGCGUUGUGUCUAGGAACGACAAUCAGGUCGUCUCGGUGACCUACAUCGCGUGCAGAGUCGGCGUCAUUUCUAACAAAGCGCUCACUAUCGAUAUAUAUGAUGAAGAGGGUCGUGGAGAUCCAAUGUUGACUGAGACACUAUACUUAUCUGCCGAGUGCUACGAUGUAAUGGUGGAAUGUGCUUAUGAGAAUCCGAGUGAGAAUUUUCUUAAUUACGGCAACGUUAAAGUUAAUUCCACCGUCUACAGAGAAAUGUAUCUUCUUAACAGAGGACGAUAUAACGUCUACUAUAAGUUGAAGAAAGUGAAAAAUUUUCCUGAACCAUCGUUGUUACGCUCAUUUGAGGCUAUACCCGAUUAUGGUAUAAUACCACCCUCUAUAAAACUUGUUACAAUUGAGUUCGUGUGUACUCCUACUACAUCUAUGAACUUGGUGAACGUCCCAGCAUAUAUUUGCUCCUUGUUAGAUGGUAGCAAAAACCAAGUGGUCGUGGCAAAAUUUCCAGUUUGUGUUACUAUUGCAUCUUUUUACAAUACUUUCACACUGUUCCCUCUCGGCGAAUUGAAUUUUCAUAUAAUUCCUGUCGGAAGUGGCGUCGUAAGAGACGUCAUAUUGAACAACACAAGCAAAUGUCCUGUGACUUUUGAAAUAGUUCUUCCACUUAAAUAUCGACCAGAUCCAGAAGAUGCUCAACCACAAGCAAAAAUCAAAGAUAACAAAUUGAAGAAUCCACCGUUAAAAUGUGGUAAUUUCCUUAUAAUGAACGACGACAACUUACUCGCACCGGGAACGAGUAGAACUAUUAAGAUUCAGUUUAUGGCAACAGCGGCGGCGACGUUUGAGGAGACAAUCAAUUUCAUCGUCAGUGACACUUGUCCUGCAGAAAGCCAAGGGGUGCCACUUAAACUGGUCGGUACGGGAGCUAUGCCGACUUUAGAUUUUUGGAAUCUUGAAACCACAUUCCGGGAACAUUUGAUUGUGAAAAAUCUUCAUGAAUAUAAAGUCCCAGAGGAGUAUCGGGCAGUUUUAGAGAUACGAUUAAAAUUACUACAAAAUCAGGAGCAAUCAUUUAAAAUUUGCCUCAUUGGUGAAGGGGUAAUACCGAGGAUAUGUUUAAUCUCACCAGUUCUGAGGCACCAUAGAAUAGCUGUUCUACACUUCCCUGUUACUUGCUUAGGGUCGAUUUCAUACAAACAGCUAAGUUUCAAGAACGUUAGUUCAGUACAGGCUUUAGUGUUGGUGGAUGUUUUAUAUCCAUCGAGUGAGCCAAGGCCUGUGUUUUGGGUUACUUCUACGCAAGACAGUGAUCAUAUGAUCCUAGCUGGCAACAAUGAUGAAAUGAAUUUAUGCAUGAAACUGCUGUUAAAACCUGAAGAAAUAGCACACUUGUACAUUCAUUUCAAUCCUAUAAAGAAAGGGAGAACAUCUUGUGAUGUAAAGAUAACGAUUUUUGAGAACCCUUACGAAUAUUUUACGGUAUUAUGUGAGGCGGAAGCGUUUAUGGAAGAUGUCAUAUUAAUUGGCUUGGAAAUGCUCUCAAUGGACAUCGACUUAGAUGCUUACAAAGCAUCUGCGGAAGGGACUCUGUCAACUGUAUCAACUGUGGAUAGCAGGAAGAAAAGCAGAAGCGCGCCCAUUGAUAAGAAAAAAUCAAAGCAAUUAGAGAAAAGAAGUAAGAGAAUGUCUCAAGCGUCGAUCAAAGCGAGUGAUACUGCUACAACCAUUGAACACUCAGUUCUGAAAUAUAUAUUGAAUUUUGGUGGCUGCGAAUUAUGUGUGAUGCACAGACGUUCAGUUAUUAUGGUGAACAAUUCGGAAAGAGUAUAUAAGUUUAAAUGGAACAAUGUAGAGCACAUCCUCGUGAAGCCGUCCAUGGGCUAUAUAUCACCUGGUGAAGAAAAAGAUAUAGAGAUCAUUUUCUUCUGUGCACAACCUGUAGUGAUAAAAAAGGAAUUCCUAAAUAUUACAUUGAUGGCAAUAAGUGAUGAUUACUUCACGCUAGACGUCAGGGCAACGACGUGGGACAAUCGACAAACUAUUACCGCUUUUGAACAUAACACAGAAGCUGAUCUCAAUGAAAGAUUUGAAGCGGUACUAAAUGAACAAGCAAACCACAAUCCUGAAGUGUUGUCAGAUGUAAUCAACAUGGUAGUUGUGUAUUCCGCUACUACAGAGUAUACCAAAUAUGUAUGCGAUUUGGACGGUGAAAUGAAUUUGGAGGAUACUUUUAUUUAUCAGAUACGCAAUUUUAAAUUCCAAGUAGAAAAUAUGGGUAAAGUUCCAAUAAAAAUAUUGUGGAAUUUUGUAAUAGACGACGAGUUUCCAGUUAGGAUCGAUAAAUACUCUGGCAGCGAAGAAAAUAUCGAGGAAAAUGAAAAGACUCCUCACGAGGAGCAAGUGCUUGUAGAGCAAGCGGAUGAAAAUGACCCAAGCAAGUUAACUCUAUUCAGCGGAAGUUCGUCCAGGGACAGUGUGGACACGUGGUUCGAGAAUGAUCUGCCCUUCGUUAUAGAGCCAGCGAAGGAUUGCAUAAAGCCUAAUGAAAGCAAAGAGUUUAAAGUUACUUUUGCACCAUUAGAGGCUUUCAUUUUUAAUGUCAAAUUAAAAAGUACUAUAGAUAAUUUAGAUCCGUACGAUCAAAACAUAUCGUGUAAAAUAAGGGCUAAAUCGCUGGUGCCGUACGUGCAUCUUGACAUCGAGGAAAGUGAUUAUUUGACGUCGGGUCGAAGGAAAGUGACGGGAGUCGCGCUCCCCGCUCACACUACUGUGCUAGAGUUUAAUGUUCUUGGAUCAGGAUGCUAUAAAAAGGCUUUCAACGUUAUCAAUCCAACAAGUGUAGGUUAUGAAUUUAUAUUCGAAAUGAUUAUGUCUGACAAACCCGAGUUAGUGCCGAUGCAUUGUGAUAUGCUAAAGGGCUUCGUCGAAGGAGGCACGAGUACUGAAGUUGUGUUUACAUUUGCUCCAACUGCACCCGGCAUCUACGAAUCACAAUGGAAAUUUAUCAUACCAGUCUAUUCACUGGUUAUGAAUUUGUUAGUGGUAGGAAUAGUGCGGGAGCCAGAAGUAGUAUUCAUACCGACUAUUUUGAUAAUAAGAAAUUCCUUAGUCGGCUUCACUUCUACUAACGAAGUUAUUUUGAAAAAUAAUGAAACUGAAAGUUUAAAUUUUGAAUUCAAAGGGAAUUCUCUUUGCAAUGAAUCGGGAAGGACCCCAGUUAUCGUAGAGCCCGAGUGUGGCGUUCUUAGACCUCGGUCCGAAACAUCUAUAAAAAUAAUUUACACGCCAAUUCAAGAUGGUCCGUUGUCCUUUAAGAUAUUCUGUAGUGUGACAUACUUAACGAAAUUAAUCACUUUAUGUGUGAACGCAUUGAGCUACUCGAUUAAACCAAAAAUUACUUAUUAUUUGAUUGGAAACGAACAUAUUUUGUGCAGCGAUGCUAUUACGAAUAUUCACUUGGAUCAGACAGCAUCUACAUACGAAAGAACAAUACCAUUCACGAUAAAAAACGAUGGUUCAGCAACAUUUUUUUUCGACUGGCACUACAAUACAAGCGCUGUUAAGAAAUAUCUGCAGCUCUACGUAGAGCCGAGCGGCGGUCACGUGUCGCCCGCGUGCGAAGUGGAAUGUACCCUUCAUUUCACGUUGAAGAAAGUUCCCGUGCAAGCCUUCCCUGUUACUUUAUCUAUUUCUGAUGGUCCUGAGUACACCAUACAACUCCACGCUGAAAUAGAAAAACCACUAUAUCAUUUUUCAUGCACGGAAUAUGACUUCGGAAGAUGUAUAGUGAACGCUCCCGACUCUACCUACAAGAAAAAUAUUGCUUUUGAAAAUGAUGAUAAAGUUCCAAUAAACUUGGAUUUAAACUUUUCUAAUAUGCCGGAGCUUUUUGUGAGCUACAACCAAGAAAACUUUAUUGAACCCAACAGACGGCUAAAGAUAGCUAUAUACUUCCGCCCAAAACAAGUAAAAGAAUACGAAUUUAAACUCCAAUUUUGGGUAAAUUCACUUUGCGAAGAAAUUGUCACCAUUAGAGGAGAAGGUAUUCCCCUCCUGUUUGAUUUAUAUGAAGGUUGCCAAAAAAGUUUUGAUCUCGGGCCUGUUAAGGUGGGAGAGAAAAUUGUUCGCCAAAUAGAAGUGAUGAACCACAGCAAAGUGCCUAUAGAUGCUAGUUUCAUAUUCCGAGUGAUGUACCAAAACGUAGAAGAUAAUAAUAAUUCUGAAGGGACCAGUGUUUGUCUGAGCCCAAGUGCUACCAAUCUUCGAGUGUCGGAGAUUGGCCCGUCGAGAGGCGAAAUGCUUCAGAAAUAUAAAACAGAUAAAAUACAAGAACAAAUUGCAAAGGAUUCUGAAAACGCUCUAUCGUCUUUAAAGGCGGUACCGAGUAAAUGUACCAUCAAACCUUACAUGAAGGUUCCUCUGAAAAUACAAUUUAAGCCUAUUGGUAUGAUUAGCAAUUUAGACGUGCAGUUAAAUAUGAAAGUGUUUCAAUUCGAGCGUCCCCUUGUCCGCCUCAGCGGCAGUGCCACCGGCAUGCACCUGCACUUCUCUCAGAACUCUUUGCAGUUCGGACGAGUGCGGAAGCGUGGUUGUAAAAUAUUAAAAGUAAUGCUCUAUAACAAAGGUGACUUCGGUGCUAGGUUUUGGUGGCAACCGUUGGUUUCGGGUGAGUUUGCAAUAUCGCCAAUGCAGGGCGCUAUCGCCGCCCAUACUAAUGUCACCUUCACUGUAACAUUCCGACCGGCCAAUCAUAACCCUUUCGUAAAAGUGUGGGCAUGCUGCAAUAUAGAGAACUACACUCCUCUAGAGUUAGCGCUAUACGCCACGUGUAUCGACACCGGCAAUGUUCAAAUAAAAACAUUAUACUUUGAAUGUCCUGUCAGAGAAAUCAAUACACAAUACGUUGUUGUAACUAAUCCUUCGGAUGACUUGUGGCUUAUUUUAUCGGAAGUAUCCGGUGGACCUUUCGAGACGUUGAAAGAAUUCCAUGUACAACCAAAUUCUACUUUUGAUAUUCCAGUAUAUUUUAAACCCAAAACUAUUGGAAAACAUGAGAGUCAAGUACUUUACUCCCCUCUCGGUGAAAGCGCACUGUUCGUAACAUUAGUGGGUAACUCGAUACACCCCAACCCCAACGGCACCAUCACCAUCACAGUAUCGGCAAAAGAACUUUAUACGAAGGAACUAUUGGUUUACAAUAUUACUGAGUUCCCAGAAUCGUACGUGGUAUCCACAGAGAUAGUAAAAAUAGUGCCGGACAAAUUCGAGGGUUACUAUGAGAUAAAGCAUCCGGAAACCAUUAAAGUAUGGGGAGAGGCGGCACCUACUUGUCGAUGGUCUUUUGUGUGCUACGAGGAGUGUGAAAUAUAUGCAAAAGUAAUGUUCAUAAAUGAAGAUAACCGCGAAUAUCAGUUCUACAACGUAGAGCUAGUGGUAACGGCUAGUAAAAUUGUCGACACGCUAACGUUCACCUCCCGAGCGCGGGAGUCGGUCCAGCGGGAACUUGUCGUUAAGAAUCCUUUAGGUUCUGACGCACUGUUCCAAGUCAGAUGCGAAGGGUUGGAGUGUCCCGAUGUCCUUAGAAUCAGUAGAAAUUCUGAAACAGUACUUGUGAUGGUGUACUCUCCGCUGGUGGUGGGCGAGAUUCAAGAUAUACUGGAAGUUAGAAAUGAGCUUGUAGGCUCAUACAUCUACAGCGUUAUACUAAAAUGUCUUCCCGCCAAAGUGAAGAAUCUAGAAUUUUCCACGCCAUUAGGUUCAUGUAUUCCACUGCGUUUACGGGUCCAGAAUAAAACUGAUGUUCGAACUGAUUUUAUAGCAGCGGUGUCCCAUCCAUCUAUUAUAACGGAAAAAGAAUAUACUCUAGGACCUUUUGAGAAAGGAAAGUUCCUAGCUUGGUUUGAGCCAACAGAGCUGGGUGUCCAGUAUUGUAAUGUUUCAUUCAAUUCUCCGAUAGCAGGGGAAUUCGUAUUCAAUGUCAAAGGAAUAGCAACAGAGCCGAAACCGCAGGGCCCGUAUGAAAUAGUAGCUGGCGGAUCCACCGCCAUUGUAUUCAAAAAUAUAUUUGAAGAAACACGCACGUUUAAAAUACAUGUAGACCGCGAAGAAUUUCAUAUAAAAAGCAUCUAUGAACCUAUAAAACCUAAAAAGGAAUUAAAAGUGAUGGUAUAUCUUAACGACAUGCCUCCCAACAAACAGACGACAAUGCCCACCGGUUGCCUCACUAUAGAGACGUACGAGCCGCCCGAACCGAAAGUACAAUGGACGUAUUUUCUGCAAGGAGUCAUG
Messenger RNA from Brenthis ino (lesser marbled fritillary), 13524 nucleotides. The record is from the annotation of a GenBank genome assembly. Lineage: Eukaryota; Metazoa; Arthropoda; Insecta; Lepidoptera; Nymphalidae.